CGCGAGAAUAUAGAUUUUUCCACUUCCUCAUAAGAAAUCGUUCAGCGAGGUAUGAAUUUCAAGCUUACUAAAAGUUACAUAUUAUAUUACAUUUCCAUGGUCUUCUUUUGACUAUGGCGCUUGUACCAUAUGAUGGGAAUUAUUUGCCCGUGCUCUCAAAACUACAUAAUUCGUCUGCAGAGUUCCAUUUUGCUGACCACAAUGUCAGACUAACCCAGGACUGGAAUAAACUCGGAGUAGCCGCUGUCGUCUGGGAUGCAGCGGUAGUGAUGUGUAUGUACCUGGAGCUGGGGCAGGUCGAGCUGACAGGGAAGGUUGCCAUCGAGCUGGGGGCAGGCACGGGACUGGUGGGCAUCGUGGCAGCUCUUCUAGGUGCCAAAAAAGUGACCAUCACAGACCGUGAGCCUGCCUUGGGCUUCCUUGCAGCCAAUGUGAAAGAGAACAUUCCCCCGGAUCAGCUAGGAGCAGUGGAGGUCUCAGAACUGACCUGGGGCCAGGGAUUGGAGCGCUAUCCCAAAGGAGGCUUUGACAUAGUGCUGGGAGCAGACAUUGUUUACCUGGAAGACACAUUUCCAUCAUUACUGCAAACGAUGGAGCACCUCAGCUCAGAGAUUAGUGUAGUGCUACUGGCCUGCAAGAUCCGCUACGAGCGAGACACUAACUUCCUGAGCAUGCUGAAGCAGCGCUUCACAGUACACGAGGUGCACUAUGACAAGGAAAGAGACAUUCACAUCUACAAGGCUGUGAAGCUUCCAGCAAGGAGAGAUCUGUAGGAACCAGUGACUGAUGGGGGAUGUGAAUCACAGUGGAUGGAUCAAUGUGCUGUCAAUCAUUGAUGGUUCAGGGAGCUUACUACUCAUGAAUGGGCAGUCAGUGAGAUUGUUCAUGGAGGAUGGUUUUGUUUCAUGCAGGGUUGUGUCCAGUAGGGAGAAAAUAUGGAGCUACAACCCAGCUACUGUGGGUGAUUGUAAUCGUCUUAAUUUCAUUCAUCCCUUUUUGAUAAAAAUUGAUUUGAAAACAAAUUAAGACAUCUGAAAAAUAAUACCAGAAACACAUUUAUUAACAGCUGCCAAAAACAAAUAGUAGAAUCUGUAAUAUAAUUGUUUUGCUUUUUUCAUACAAGUGAAUGCUGACAUUAAGAAAUACAACGUUUACAAAAUAUGAACAGAAAUGGCAAGUGUUUUAAAAAUAAGAUGCAUAUGUUAUUUAUGACAGAUGGCUACGUAAAAACAAAAUAAUACAAUAUGGCAUUCCGUUAUCCAAUCAAACAGAAGACCGGGUUCAGUAAGCAAACGUUAUGGAACAUUGCCGAUAGAAAUAUAGUUGACAUGAAUCCUUAUUUUACAUGUCAGAAAGGCAUGUCUGUUCUAGCUGAACAUUUUGAUCUGUUCCACAUUGUUGUGAGCUGCUGAACGCACCCCUGGUGUAAUCCCACGUUUGUUGAUGAGUUGUCAGUCUAAAUGUCAGCGAUGGAUCCCAAAAUCGAGGUCUACGUCAUCACUGCAGAUCCAAGCAAACUAUCCCUUUUAACUAACUACAUGAUAGAAAAUGCUUCUUCCCUUGUUCUAUCAGAAGUGUUUGAGGCACAACAGAUGAAAAAGUGAGAUUGUGGGGCUAAUCCUAACUUUCACUCUACAAUCCCAUUGAUGUCAAUGCAUGAUUAAGUUAAGUGGAAGUUAGGAUAUCCUCCAAUAUGAUUAUGCCUGUUCAGGCCAUGGAGAAACAAACAAGGAGACUCAAACACACACACUGCCUCAGACAUCGUAUACAUUACAUGAAUGCCUAAAAGCACACUAUACAACACCCAUAGUCUACCCUUCAGUCAUAUUUCACAACUCCUCCUGUCAGCUGUGUGGUAGCUCAGUUUACACUAGCACAACUCUUUAAAAAGGUACUCGGCGAAAUGACUUUCCCCCCGAGCAGCACCGGAGAUAUUGAGAUGAGCGAGAUGCAACACGUUGCCAUCACCCAGUAUCACUUAACGUUGUAGUGGUAGCCACGGCACCAAAACAGCGGAGAAGUUGAGCCUCUCGCUUCAACACUCUUAGUUGUGGUAACUGACCCACUAUGCUGUUUACAUUCUGCAUCUACGUCAUAUCGCUGAGAUUACCUUUUAAUGCCUGUUAGUUGUUGCAGACAAUCCACCCACAAUCCAUCUCCUACCCCAAAACACCCGACUUAGCAAUGCUGAAUAACAAAAGUUGGCAAGCAGAAAAAUUCAAUACAUGAUAACCCAACUCAAGCUCAAAGAUAAUACAUUUCAUCUGACAGUGGUUGGGAUCUACAGUCCACAUAAAGUGUUAGUAAGUAACAGAAGAGUUAAAGCAAUCAUCAGCCUAAAAACUGAAUAGUGUAGCACUCAAAAAGAUGACCAUUUUUCCAAAAUCAUUUUCAACGUGUGUUGCUAGGUGACGGCCCCAACUCAAGUUGUAUAGGGUAGUUCAUGGUGGGCAGAGGGGUCCUAGUCCUCCACGGCUGGUGUUUUCCUGCCAUCUGACAUCUUGAGACUGGGGACUACUGGUUAGUUAGCAGCAGUGGUGUCGUGGAUAGACACAAUACCUACCACUGUAAGAUUCCACUAGGGGCUCCAUUCUAUUGGUGGAGAAACAGUGUGCUCCACCUCAUCCUUUUAGGGGUACUCAUGAUGGAAAGUACUCAUCAUCCUUUUUAGGGGUACUCAUGAGGCCAUCCUUUUUAGGGGUACUCAUGUCAUCCUUUUUAGGGGUACUCAUGAGGUCAUCCUUUUUAGGUGUACUCAUGUCAUCCUUUUAAAGGGAUACUUGUGGAAAAGUGGAGAAAUUGUGUUCUUGUUAUUUUUCCUCUUUCUGUAGGUCUUCUAGACUGGUAGAGCUUUUUAAAAAGAAAAUGAUAAAUGGGGGAGGGUGGUGCCAGAUGCAUGGCUCUGUGGUGAGUCUCUGUACAUGGGGGAGGGUGGUGCCAGAUGCAUGGCUCUGUGGUGAGUCUCUUUACAUGGGGGAGGGGGGACACUACUCUGAUUUGUGGCAGUACAAGUCUUUAAGUGACUUCAGUUCCUCGAUGAGGGUUUUGUUUUGGUUCUCCAGAACGGCCACACGGUUCUCCAGACACUUGACGUACUCCUUCUUCUUCCGGCGACACUCCCGGGCCGCCUCCCUGACACACACACACACACACACACACACACACACACACACA
Oncorhynchus gorbuscha (pink salmon) is the source of this 3174-nucleotide messenger RNA. It is a transcript of the gene mettl21a, whose product is annotated as methyltransferase 21A, HSPA lysine. The coding region runs from base 114 to 773 and encodes 219 amino acids. Gene Ontology annotation, molecular function: protein-lysine N-methyltransferase activity. The transcript is spliced from 3 exons. Lineage: Eukaryota; Metazoa; Chordata; Actinopteri; Salmoniformes; Salmonidae. Gene Ontology annotation, cellular component: cytosol; cytoplasm. The record is from RefSeq and is a predicted model, not a curated record. Gene Ontology annotation, biological process: peptidyl-lysine methylation.